AUGGGUCUUCAAAGAUUCUCUUGUUUUGUGGUUCUGGUUUUUCUUUCGAGUGUAGCUGUGUUUUGUUAUGGUAGCAGAACCAGUUCAUUCGUCAGAAAGAUUGUGAAUGCUGUGGAUAUGCCACUUGAUAGCGAUGUGUUCGCAGUUCCUCCUGGCUAUAAUGCUCCUCAACAGGUUCAUAUAACACAAGGUGAUUAUGUGGGGAAGGCAGUGAUUGUUUCUUGGGUGACUGAGGAUGAACCAGGAUUAAGUGUCGUGCGUUACUGGAAAGAGAACAGCAGGGAGAAUAAGAGGCUGGCUGAAGGAGAAUUUGUUACUUACAGAUUUUCCAAUUACUCCUCUGGAUUUAUUCAUCACUGCACUAUAAAAGAUUUGGAGUACAGUGCCAAAUAUUACUAUGAGGUUGGAAUUGGGAAUACCACACGACAAUUCUGGUUUAGGACGCCUCCUGAAGUUGGUCCUGAUGUGCCAUACACAUUUGGUCUCAUAGGGGACCUUGGUCAGACGUUUGAUUCAAACAGGACGCUAACUCACUAUGAAAUGAACCCCAGAAAAGGGCAAGCUUUGCUCUAUGUGGGAGACCUCUCUUAUGCAGAUAAUUAUCCAAAUCAUGAUAAUGUGAGGUGGGAUACCUGGGGAAGGUUUGUAGAAAGAAGUGUUGCUUAUCAACCUUGGAUAUGGACUGCUGGGAACCAUGAACUUGAUUUUGCUCCAGGAAUUGGAGAAACCGAGCCUUUCAAGCCUUAUACUCAUCGAUAUCGCGUUCCUUACAGAGCAUCACAGAGUACUCAACCCUUCUGGUAUUCUAUUAAGAGAGCUUCGGCACAUAUCAUUGUCUUGGCUUCAUACUCAGCAUAUGGAACAUAUACUCCUCAGUAUCAAUGGCUUGAGGAGGAGCUAGCAAAAGUUAACAGGACAGAGACACCCUGGUUGAUUGUUCUUGUGCACACGCCGUGGUAUAAUAGCUAUAGUUAUCACUUCAUGGAAGGGGAAACCAUGAGAGUAAUGUUUGAGCCAUGGUUUGUGAAGUACAAGGUUGAUGUUGUGUUUUCUGGUCAUGUUCAUGCCUAUGAACGAUCUGAACGUGUAUCUAAUAUUGCAUACAAUAUUGUGAAUGGUCGAUGUACUCCUGUGAAAGAUCUAUCAGCUCCUGUGUAUAUAACCAUUGGUGAUGGGGGGAAUAUUGAAGGCCUAGCAAACAACAUGACAGAACCACAACCAGAAUACUCGGCACACCGGGAAGCGAGUUAUGGACAUGGCAUUUUUGAGAUAGAGAACAGAACACAUGCUUACUUCAGUUGGCACAGAAAUGAAGAUGGAUUUGCAGUAGAGGCUGAUUCAAUGUGGUUUUUGAACAGAUUAUGGCACCCUCUUGAUGACUCCACAACUCACUUCUCAGCUUAA
Molecule: messenger RNA, 1404 nt
Organism: Neltuma alba
Lineage: Eukaryota; Viridiplantae; Streptophyta; Magnoliopsida; Fabales; Fabaceae
Product: purple acid phosphatase-like
Exons: 8
Coding region: 1-1404 (467 amino acids)
Molecular function (GO): metal ion binding; acid phosphatase activity
Source: RefSeq, a predicted model, not a curated record